Dioscorea cayenensis subsp. rotundata (Guinea yam) is the source of this 2207-nucleotide messenger RNA. RefSeq lists its product as uncharacterized. Gene Ontology annotation, cellular component: endoplasmic reticulum. Lineage: Eukaryota; Viridiplantae; Streptophyta; Magnoliopsida; Dioscoreales; Dioscoreaceae. The coding region runs from base 113 to 1870 and encodes 585 amino acids. Gene Ontology annotation, molecular function: ubiquitin-like protein conjugating enzyme binding; ubiquitin protein ligase activity; metal ion binding. The transcript has a single exon. Gene Ontology annotation, biological process: ubiquitin-dependent protein catabolic process. The record is from RefSeq and is a predicted model, not a curated record.
UUUAUUCUUCCUCAAACCGUAACCCUAACCCUAAUCAUCCCCUUUUUGGUAAAGGUUGGCAAUGGGCGUGGGAUUAGGGUUUUGGAUUAGGGUUUGGUAUUGAUGAAUUGGGAUGGAUGAUGAAGGAGAUGAGAUCAGGAUCGGGAACAUGGAUUUGAAUCUCUAUCUGGGACUCCCUCGAUCACCUGGCCCUCGCGUCCUCGACCUCGGAUCCGAUCUCGCCCUAGGGUCGAUCCUCGUCCCUUCUUCGCCGUCCUCAGCGGACGCCGACGCCAACGCCGGAGAUAGCCACUCUGUGAUGGACAUCGGAGGUCCCGAGCCCUACUCCCCGUCGAACGCCUCCUACGACGCCGCACAACCAAGCUCCGAGCACGCCCCGUACACCCCUUCCUACGAGCCCAUUGGCCCUUCAUAUAUCCCCAUUCCACCCAUCGAUGAAGAAGAAGAGCCCGAUGAUCCGUAUUCCCCUUCCGACGUUCAGCCAUUGCAGUUCUCGCAAGAAGAAGCCAAUGAAUCAAUGACCCAAGAUGGUGUCUCCCAUUCACUCUAUGGUUCAGCUUCCCCGCCUGGUUUGGUCGAUGAACCCCAUGUUCCUUACUCACCACCCUAUGUCCCUCUCCUGGCAACCCCGCAGGGUCACAAUGUGCCUACUUCUUUGAAUGGGGAUGAGUCCUCGGGCCGAGCUGAUGGGUCGUCAUCCCAGAGAGACUCUAUUCAGUACCCUGUGCUUCGGUUCCGGAGAUUGAUUGAAUCACAGCACAGGUUGAGGCUUAGACGGCGAUUUAGGUCAUCUUUUGGCUUUGGCAGUGAAAGGCCUGAUCUUGGUUGGCACUACCCAUCAGCCAUUCCUGAACCUCCAGCGAUAGAAAGUCUGGGGAAGAACAAGGUGGCUGAGGAAGGGGUGGUGGCAGAGGGCUCCGAAGAGGAUUCAGAGGAUAAGAGCAAGGGUGCUGCUAAUUUUGAGUGCAAUAUAUGCUUGGAGUUGGCAAAGGAGCCGGUUGUUACUUCUUGUGGUCAUUUGUUCUGUUGGCCGUGUCUGUAUCAAUGGCUGCAUCUCCAUUCUGAGCAUAAGGAGUGUCCAGUAUGCAAAGGUGAAGUUACUGAAUCUAAUAUGACACCUAUAUAUGGGAGAGGGAGCUCGGAAGCAGGCCAGGAGAGUAAGCAUGGAGAAGAUGGGCAGCAUGGGUUGAAGAUACCACCAAGGCCGCGUGGGAAUAGGCUUGAGAGCUUCAGGCAGCACUUCCGACCUAUUUCUACAAGAAGAUUGGGAGAUGGGUCUUGGAGACGACUUUUUGAUGCGCGACUUCCUAACAGUGAUAGGUUUGAAGGUCAUCUGGAUCCGAGCAUGCAUGAUAUGUUUGAUAUGGGUCAGCGCAGGCUCCUGGCCAGACUAAGGUCAGAUAUGCAAAGACGGGAGAGGAAUCUUGAAAGAAGGCUAAACACAGGGGAUAGUUUGUUGCAUAGAAAUGUCACACCAGAACCUCAAAAUAAUAACUCGAGUUUACCGACCCAAGAUGGGGCAGCGGACUUCUGGCCAAGGUUCUCUCUUUAUGACCUUGGUAGGGUGGUUGAGAGGCUAGCAAGUAGUACUAACCGCUACGGAGCCUCUGGAUCCUCUGUGAGUCCUCCAAAUUUAGACCCACUGGGUGGUAGGCCAUCUGUUGCAGCUGCAAUUGCUGCUGAUCAGGCUUCUGCUUCAAGCACCAUGGCUGUGAUACAAGGAGAUGUAGCUGUUCCUGAUGGUGUAGUGGAACCAAACAGUGCAGGAUCAUCUAGGUCCCUUAGAAGAAGGGGAAGAAGUAGCACCUCUGGCUCGUUGGAUGUGGAUGGUGGAGCUCUUCAUGUAAGGAAGAGGAGAAGGCUGAACUGAGCCUUCCUUUAAAUUAUGGUACUUAGCGUAUGAAUAACUUGGUACCCUUUUGCAUGGUAUGCAUGUAUACUGCUUUCUGAGCAUAUCUCCUGUUGCUCAUAUAUAUAUAUAUAUAUGGUUAGUGUUUCAUGUUUGAGGUUUUUCUUUUAUUCUCUUUUUUUUUCUUUGAUUGUUGUUGCUAGUCUCAAUGUUAUUUCCAUUUUUAACUUUUUUUACAACUGGUGUAACACUGGAUCAUCUAAAAUAUUUCCAUCAUUAGGUUACACCUGAUGAUUAGUCUUGUAAUGAAUUGCUCAUUUAUUUGGGAGAAAAAUAAUCUUAUUGCUUUGGUUGCUGA